AUGAGUUCGAGAUUCAAGUUCGGCUUGAAACGUAAAGACAAGCACGCCUCUACCCCACCCCCAGCCUCCAACGCCAACCCCCUCGUCGUCACCCCCUCCAACGGAACAUCUCCAACCUCUCCUCCUUCCAACCGCAGUUCCUCCACCACAAGUCUCCCCCCGGCUAUGAACACUCAGGCUGGUCGCCCACCUAGUUAUCGCCCAAACAGCCCCUUAGCCCCCGGUCAGCAACAACUUGCCCAACACACUACUCCUCUGAACUCUUCCACAAUGCAACAAUACGGUCAACCGGGUAUCGCCCAGCAAAUGAAUGCGCCCCCAGGGUACGGCAUGCAACCACAACAGCUAGGUCAUGGUGUUCCUCCGGGUAUGCCUCAACAGUAUGCGGGGCGCAACCCCGCUGUUGAUACCCAGGGAACGGACCGUAGUAAAGCCCAACUGAUCGUUGGUAUUGAUUUUGGCACCACUUUCUCCGGUGUCGCGUUCGCUUUUGCGACAAACAAUGAGGCGAGAGAAGAUAUCAUUACAGAAUGGCCCGGUGCCGGAACUCAUACGAAACAAAAGAUUCCAACUGUUCUCUACUAUGACCAGUAUCAGAAAGUCGUCGGUUGGGGUCCAGAUAUCGCCGAGGCGCUGGCGCCAACCGGUUACCCGAAGCCUGGCGUACAGAAAGUCGAAUGGUUCAAGCUUCAGUUGAUGCUUUCCGGAAACACCUACAUUGACCCUAUCAACCUGCCCCCUCUCCCUCCUGGAAAAUCGGAAAUUGACGUCGCCGCCGAUUACCUCUUUAAGCUACGACAGGCCAUGCGCGCCCAACUUCAGAAGACCCUCGGUGAGGUGUUUACUCGUGAAGAGCGCAAUAUUCGUUAUUAUUUGACCGUUCCAGCUAUCUGGAAUGAUGCCGGAAAGGCAGCCACUCGUGCUGCGGCCAUCCAGGCCGGAUUCUUGAGGGACGAGAAUGACAACCGAUUGACUCUGGUCUCAGAACCAGAGGCUGCCGCUCUCUUCUGUGCGAAGACUGGACUCUUGAAUUUGAAGAUCGGCGAUGCUAUCCUCAUUGUGGAUUGUGGUGGUGGUACUGUCGAUUUGAUCGCGUACGAGGUUGAGGAAGAACAGCCAUUCAGUGUGAUGGAGUGUACCGCUGGUUCUGGUGAUUCGUGCGGUUCUACUGCGCUGAACCGCAACUUUAGUAAUAUUCUGCGUGCAAAGAUCCGUAAGAUGAAGCUGCCUGAUGGUUCUCGAACAGCUGGUAAGGUCUAUGCCAAGUGUAUCAUGGACUUUGAGAACCGUAUCAAGGCCGACUUCCGUAACAACGGACAGAAGUGGGCGGUCGACGUUGGUAUUGAGGCGGACUUCCCCGAUGCUGGAAUUGAGGAGGGUUACAUGACAUUUACGAACGAGGAGAUUCUUCAGUGCUUUGAGCCUGUAGUAAAUCGCAUUCUUGAGCUGGUUCGUAACCAGAUCAUUGCUAUUCAAGCACAGAACCGCAUGCUCCAGAACGUCCUGGUUGUUGGUGGUUUCGGUGCCUCAGAAUACCUAUUUCAACAGAUCAAGCUUCACGUGCCCCCACAAUAUCAGACCAAGGUUGUUCGUCCCAUGGACUCAGUGGCAGCCAUCGUCAAGGGUGCUGUGACUGCAGGUAUCACCGAGCGUGUUAUCACCCACCGUGUCGCUCGUCGUCACUACCUUAUGGCUACUCUGCAGCCAUUCAAGGAAGGAUACCACCCUGAACAAUACCGUGUACCCAGUCUUGACGGCCGAGACCGAUGCAAAUACACCCGCCAGAUCUUCGUCCAGAAGGGCGAGCGUGUCAAGAUCGGAGAGCCCGUCAAGGUCAGCUUCUUCCGUCAAGUGGCUCCUGGCGCUACUCUCAUGUACGAGGAUGUGCUGUAUGCCUGUGACGAAGACGUGUGCCCCGAGUACACCAAGGAUCCUCGCAUCAAGGAGGUCGUUACUCUAACCUCUGACCUUUCUCGCAAGAACCUGGAGACCGACUUCGAGCGCAUGGACACACCACAGGGUAUCUUUUACCGCGUUUACUUCGAUAUCUACCUCACCCUUGACGGAAGUGAAUUCAGCGCCGAAUUAGUCUGCCAAAACGAGAUCAUGGGUCGUUGCCGUGCUAAGUUCCGGUAA
Penicillium angulare is the source of this 2136-nucleotide messenger RNA. Its product is annotated as Hsp70 family protein. The transcript has 4 exons. NCBI's taxonomy places the organism in Eukaryota, Fungi, Ascomycota, Eurotiomycetes, Eurotiales, Aspergillaceae. Gene Ontology annotation, molecular function: ATP-dependent protein folding chaperone; ATP binding. The coding region runs from base 1 to 2136 and encodes 711 amino acids. The record is from RefSeq and is a predicted model, not a curated record.